This is a messenger RNA of Perognathus longimembris pacificus (Pacific pocket mouse), 906 nucleotides long. RefSeq names its product cilia and flagella associated protein 161 (gene Cfap161). Gene Ontology annotation, biological process: cilium assembly. Gene Ontology annotation, cellular component: motile cilium. Lineage: Eukaryota; Metazoa; Chordata; Mammalia; Rodentia; Heteromyidae. Bases 1 to 906 code for a protein of 301 amino acids. The record is from RefSeq and is a predicted model, not a curated record. The transcript has 7 exons.
AUGGCGCAGAACUUGUAUGGCCCCCGAGUCCGGAUGGGCAACUGGAACGAGGACGUCUACCUGGAGGAGGAGAUCAUGAAAGACUUCUUAGAGAAGAGAGAUCAAGGGAAACUUCUCAUUCAGAAGAACAGAAAACUAAAAAAGAACCUUUUAAGACCGAUGCAGCUGUCCAUUACUGAAGAUGGGUACAUUCAUUACGGUGACAAGGUGAUGCUGAUGAACCCUGACCACCCGGCUCUGGAGGAAGCGGGCAUGUUUCAGCGCGGAGACUUGAGCUUGUGUAUGGCUCCCGAUGAGAUUAAGGUCCAGCUGAAUGACGACUUUCAGGUCCCCUGCGAUGUCACUGCCGUGGAAGCCAGGCAACCUGUCGGCAGAAACACCUUUGUGGUUUUGAGUGCAGGCAAAGAUGCCACCGGCCAAGUGGUAAGAUACGGGCAGGACUUCUGUCUUGGAUUAACAGGAGGAUUUGAAGACAAAAUGCUGUAUCUGUCCAGUGACCACAAGACCCUUCUGAAAUCGUCUAAGAAGUCCUGGCUCCAGGAAGUGUACCUGACUAACGAGGUCUCCCACCUAAACCGCUGGCAGGCCGCUUUCCUCGAGCCUCAGCUGCGCCUGGAAUUCGAAGGCUUCCCUGUCCAUGCAAAUGAAAAACUGGUCAUCUACCACCGCUAUACGAAUCGGGCACUGGUAGCCCAUCGACACCUGUUCUUAAGGACCUACUUUGGCAAAGAAGUUGAGAUUGCAGCUCACACAUAUCUGGAUUCACAGAGAGUCGAAAAGCCGAAGAACAUAUGGAUAUUUGUUACUGGGAACCCCAGGGAUGAAUCGGCCACCAUGCUGGAUAUGGCCAAGCCCAGGGCUGAGGACACUCGCGCCAUAGAGAAGGCCAUGGGCCUUGACACGUAG